AUGGUGACAGACCACUUCGAUAGGACGCCAUUGUCUUGGGCUGCAGAGAAAGGGCACGAAGCAGUAGUAAAGUUAUUACUUGAGGCAGAGGAGGCAGACGUGAAUUCCCCGGACUUUGAUAAUCGAACGCCAUUAUACUGGGCCAUCGUUGAGGGACAGGAGGGAGUGGUGAAGCUAUUACUUGAGACGGCAAAGGCGGAUGUGAACUUCAGGGACUCUGAUGGGUUGACACCACUAUCCCUAGCCGUGUUGAACGGACGUGAGGUAAUAGUGAAGCUAUUGCUUGAGAUGGGAGAGGUGGACGUAAACCUCGAGGGAUCUAAUGGUGUGACGCCACUGUCCCUGGCUGUGGUGGAGGGACGUGAGACAAUCGUGAUGCUCUUCCUUGAGACAAGAACUGUGGAUGUGAACCUUGGAGACUCCGAUGGUGCGACCCCACUAUCAUUGGCAGCAGUUGAGGGACAUGAGGCAGUAGUGAAGCUAUUACUUAAGACGGGGAGGGUAGAUGUCAACUCCCAGGACUCCCGGGGUCGGACGGCAUUAUCUUGGGCCGCAGAGCAAGGGUAUGAUGCAGUGGUAAAGCUACUACUGGAGACCGGGAAUGUGAAUGUAAAUCUGAAGGAUCUCGAUGGCCGAACGCCAUUGUCAUGGGCUGCGAUGAGAGGGCAUGAUACAGUGACAAGGUUGUUACUUGGGACUGGAAAACUGGAGGUGGAGCGUAAGGACUCAGAGGGUUCAACGCCCAAGACGCAGAGGCGGCGACGAAGAUGUUGA
Messenger RNA from Penicillium daleae, 774 nucleotides. RefSeq names its product ankyrin repeat domain-containing protein. The transcript has a single exon. The coding region runs from base 1 to 774 and encodes 257 amino acids. Gene Ontology annotation, molecular function: protein binding. Lineage: Eukaryota; Fungi; Ascomycota; Eurotiomycetes; Eurotiales; Aspergillaceae. The record is from RefSeq and is a predicted model, not a curated record.